Centruroides sculpturatus (bark scorpion) is the source of this 3359-nucleotide messenger RNA. RefSeq lists its product as uncharacterized. The record is from RefSeq and is a predicted model, not a curated record. Bases 104 to 2173 code for a protein of 689 amino acids. The transcript has 4 exons. NCBI's taxonomy places the organism in Eukaryota, Metazoa, Arthropoda, Arachnida, Scorpiones, Buthidae.
UCCCGUGGCUGAUGCAAGAAAUGGUGGACAUUCUCAUGGGGGAAGCCCUGUGCCACUAAAGAAAACACAUUCCUGCAGUUGUGCAUCAUCUCCUGCAUUGAAUAUGAUCACAAGAGAAGGAUCAGACCAAUCAGGGUGCUUUAUUUACCUACCAGCUACUCGCACAGUACUGAAAAGAGAUAGUGCAACUUCUUUGGCCACAGCACAGGAAAUGACAAGUUCACUUGAAAAAUCCAGAAUACCAAGUAUAGUUACCUGGGGAUUAAGGACCAUGGCCUGUAGACUUGCCCUUCUCUUCAAGCCAAAUCAGGCAUUGAGAGCCCCCAAUAGCAGUGUGCCUCCUCAGGAAAUGGACUCUUCACAUGAAUGGUUGGCCUCAACCUCACCUCCCCGGGCACAGCUGUUUUCAAGAGCUGCAAACUAUAGUGUGGAGAGGGAGUAUUCUCGCCCACUGGGUUGGAUUGGUCGCACAGCCGAGGGCAAGUUUAUACUGCGGGACAGUGGGGAAGAAGGCUUUGGGCCCCAUCUCCGUAAUCUUCAUAUUCCGUCCACCCAGGCUGGAGCCAGGACCAGUGGCCUCCACAUCAUUCGACAGUCAUCUUCUUCCCCAGGACAACAUACUUCCCCCAAGACUAUUAGUCCUGUCUCCCAGCCUAUACCUACAAUCUAUUCACCUCAUGAAACCCACUUCCAAAUUUGUAACACUGCAAAUAUUGGCGAAGAACAUAGCUCAACCAAUUUACACUCUUCGAACGAGCAUUCCUUCCCUAGCACAUUAUCUAGUCAUUCUAUUAGCAGUGCUCAGCACACAUCUUCAUAUGAACUUCCUUCUUUACAAACAUUACACAAGUCCCACCAACAGGGUUCAGUGCAAUGCUGUCAUCCCACUGGCAAAGUUCGAACUUUAGUACAUGCACGAUCGAUGUCGCAGGAUAACUAUUAUGGGGCACAACCUGGAAGAAGAUCAGAAUAUCAUAUUCGUAGAGAAGGAAAAGAUUCAGUCGAAUAUAAGCAUUUGUUUUCAAAUGAAGUUAUUCCUAAACAUCCAUCGAGUCCUUAUGAACGUAAAUCUACCUUUUUAUCACAGCACCCUGGCAUUCACCAACAGACUCUGCAAGCAAAUAACAGAAUUUCAAAGAAUCUUACCCAACAGCCACCUCUUGCUACAAGCAGUCCAUCACGACAGAAUAGACAGUCCGAACAUAUGCCCUGUGUUCAUAGAGAUAAAUUUCCAGUAUCCAGGGAGAAAGAGAAUACUGAUAGAAGUGGAGAAAAAUCAAUGACAUAUACUCGUAAUCAUUUACUGGGAGCAGUGGAACGAGCUCGUAACAUUGCCCUGAAUCGUGGUGGACCCCUUCGACGUAGUGCUCCAGAGCUUGGUUACACAUCUCAAAAAUUAGUUCGUGUCACAUCCCCUUAUCCAAGUAAUCAUAAAGAUCCUUAUUUAAUUUCAUCUUCAGCCAUCCACCAAUCUUCAAAUCCUGAUAAAGCUCUCAGUGAGGAUAUACUCAGUGGACUAGAGAGGGAAAUUACCAUUGCAUCCCGCAGUCGUAGUAGUAUCACUAGUGGCAGUUCUGGAAGGGGCAGCAGUGCCCAGGGCAGUAAAGCUGCUUCUGUCACACAGUCUUGUGGAGAUAGUCUUCAAGGAGAAUUGGACUUUGCUGUUGUCAACCCAGCAAUCAUUAGCACUAAUAGUUAUGUUUCCAGAAGCCAUUUGCAUCCGGAAUCUGUUCUUUCAUCAAGGCAUAGUCCUGGUAGUGGUGUCAUACCCAUCAUUGAAACAUUUCACCGAAUUCCUUAUCUCACAGGGGAUUCCUCUCAUUCUGAACCUAGUUAUCCUUCCCCUGGACCAUUAGAUAUCUCUGUAGACGAGAACUAUGAAUUUGAUUCUGUCAGUCACAUGGAUUCUGAGUUGUUGGAUAGAUUGCAACAGUAUUCAAAUUUUCCAGCUCGAUCAAGACCUAAAUUUGGCAGCAACAACAGCAGUGGAGGCAGUGGUGAACGAGGCCUUAGUGAUAGCGAACUGUACCCCAGCUUGUACCCAAGACCCAAGAAGCCCAGUAAAUAUGAUAAUACAGAAGCCAGGUGUGCUGCCCUGAAAGAAGAAUUUUUAAGAUUUAGGCAGAGACAGCAAGAAAGAAGGAAAUCGGAAGAAUUGGAGAGUGAGUGUUGAGACGAAACAUAACAAGUUCAUUCAUUUGAAACUUAGCUUUUAAAUUCUUAAUGAAGUGUCCAUUAAAUGACAUGCUUUCACUGCCUAGUCCUCAUCGGACAUGGCACACAAACUGCAAAAGGGGUGUAUUUCCUCGGGGCAUUUCUGUGACAAUCUUGUCUGCAACAAAUUAAGAGAAAGCUAUAAGGAUUUCUUCUUAAACUCUCAGAAUUGAGAAACUCACUGAUUGCAAAUUUGUGUUCAAUAACUCCAGGUCUUUGGGUGGUAGAUGCAGUCCAUUAAGCUGCAGGUUGACCAACACACUAUUGUACUCCAUAUCAACUUGUACUACAUCUGAGUUUUACAUAAUGCAUCAUUUUCUCAACAACAUUCAAUUCUUAUAGGACCUUGUAAAAAAAUUUAAAAAUACAGAGAUGAGUACUGCUUUAGAACCACCAUCUAUAAAAUGUCUUCAUGCAGCAGUAAAGUUGAAAUUGAGCACGUUUAUGCCAUUAUAUUGUUGGAAGGCAAUGCAUCUUGAAGUGUUUCAUUGCUAUUGUUUCUUCAGCUCUCUCCAACAAUUAUUUCAUUGUCAGCAGCUUCAUUUCAUUUUCAUUCAUUUCUUUAAAAUUUGAGGUGAAUGACUAGACACUCACAUCUCUGCUGUGCAUCAGACUGUAACCAUCAGCAUGUCUCUUUCUCAGUACGUGUGUGUCACUGCCUUAAUUUGUGCCAAAAGCACCAUGUGGUUGCUUGGUUCAAGUUGUUGGUGCUGGCCUUACAGGGAAUUAGCACUUGAUGUCAUUAGAAGCUGGUGGACAUCAUUGUGAUACAAUAGUGGCUUACCUAAGAAAGUACAGAUGACUUUCAGAGGUGGCUUUAUGCGACAGAAAAAAACUGGAAGAGCAAUAAUGGAUGCAUUGCUCAACGAAAAUUUUAACACAGAAGGAAAAUGAAUGUACAGAAACGUUUGCGUGUGCCAUGUUCCUAAGGCAACGGUUCUCGACAUCGUGAGGAACGGACGUAACAUAGAGAUAUAUCGUGAACUUUAAAGAAUGAUAAUUAUGCUGAAAAUGUUUAUCUAGAGCUACAAAAAAAGUGUACGUGAGAAACGAUAUUAGUGGGUGAAUCAAAAAUGUUGCUUGAAAGUUUUUUUGUUAGUUCAUUAACACUGAAAGAUGUUUUAGAUAAAUUGAAUAUAUUAAAA